CAAAAUUUCAGCAAUCCCUUUUGGCGGCAAGACUGCCACAAUCUAAGAACCACAAGAAUAAAUGCUGAAUGAAUCUUCUUCUUCUUCUUCUCCUGAACUCGGAAUUGAGGUCUUUCCCAUCAUGCAAUCCAAAAUCGGCACCUUCUUCAAACCCACUUCUUCGAUUUCAUCCUACAGGUCGCCAGAACCCUUGAAUUCAAACGCCGAUGACAGUGAUUAUGGAACAUUGAAAAUCUGGGAAAAGGCAGAGCACCAAUACAUCAACACCUAUAAGCGCAGGAAUGUGAAAAGUCCACAAUGUGUCGACUCGGAGACAAAAACUUCAGUUCCAGACGAUUCAUCUGGAAAAUCAGAGUUAGCUUUAUCGACCAAAAUUGUGGUGAAGAACAAGAAAAGAAGCUAUGCUCAGUACCAUUUACUUUUCGGUCAGUCUGAUUUUUUGCUACAUUUUUGUUCCACCUGUGGAAUCAAAUAUGCUCGUGGGGAUCAAGAUGAUGAACAAUCUCAUAAAGCAUUUCAUAAGAAGUACACUUGUGGAAUCCAAUUUAAGGGAUGGACUCGCGAAAGAGUUAUCGAUACUCCCUCUGUUGAAGGCGGCCGUAUUUUGUUGGUGUUGGAUUCUGACCCGUCUGCGCACAAGAACAAGGUUGAAGAGGUGGUGAAGAUGAUGGAGAAAGAGCUGGGAAGUGGAUGGAUAUUGCAUAAGAACUAUCAGGCCUAUCUGUUUGUUUUAUCCCAAAGAAUUGUAGGAUGUCUAGUUGUAGAACCGAUAACGAAAGCUUAUAAAGUUGUGUCAUGUCAUCUGCACGAAAGACCUGAAGAGUCUAAGAUGAAGGAUUCAAUACCAAGUUCAAGUACCUUGCAGUUUGGUAAUAUUACUUUCCAUAGAGAAGCCAUUUUGAAGAAACCUACAAAUAAUCCCGAGGCAUUGGAUACGAACAUGAAUGGUGCAAUUUUAUGUGAAGAAGAAGCUGUUCCUGCUGUUUGUGGAGUUCGUGCAAUUUGGGUUACUCCUGCCAAUAGAAGAAAACAUGUCGCCAGCCAAUUGCUAGAUGCUGCAAGGCAAAGCUUCUACAAGGGAGUUGCCCUUGAGUGCUCUCAAUUGGCAUUCUCUCAGCCAACUUCAUCUGGAAUGGCAUUGGCAUCAAGAUAUGUAGGCUCCAGAUCAAUAUUGGUGUACAAAAGCAGCAUUGUGAUAUGAGCAUAUUGAAAUCUUGGAGAGGAUUCAUACUUAGGCUGGAAAAAGAAGUUAACCAACUAAAGGUAGCUUAACUCAAAAGUGCUUAAGUUUCUUUUUCUUGACAAAGCCAACUGAGAGUAGUAACAAUUAUGUAAAUAAAUAGUUGAUUAGUUUACAUAAAAUCGAGGUUCAAAAUUGUUGUCGAGUCCGUCCACUUUAGUUGAUGUAUAGUCUUGUUUUACUUGUGAUAUUAAUUAGAAUGGAGUUAAUAGAAAUGAGAUCAUUAAUUGGAAUUAGUAUCAAAGUCAAACUUUAUCCAA
This is a messenger RNA of Cucumis melo (muskmelon), 1500 nucleotides long. Its product is annotated as protein CHROMOSOME TRANSMISSION FIDELITY 7. The transcript is spliced from 6 exons. Gene Ontology annotation, molecular function: protein-lysine-acetyltransferase activity. Gene Ontology annotation, biological process: mitotic sister chromatid cohesion. Gene Ontology annotation, cellular component: chromatin; nucleus. The coding region runs from base 62 to 1201 and encodes 379 amino acids. Lineage: Eukaryota; Viridiplantae; Streptophyta; Magnoliopsida; Cucurbitales; Cucurbitaceae. The record is from RefSeq and is a predicted model, not a curated record.